This is a messenger RNA of Aplysia californica (California sea hare), 2010 nucleotides long. Its product is annotated as D-2-hydroxyglutarate dehydrogenase, mitochondrial. Bases 186 to 1952 code for a protein of 588 amino acids. The record is from RefSeq and is a predicted model, not a curated record. Lineage: Eukaryota; Metazoa; Mollusca; Gastropoda; Aplysiida; Aplysiidae. The transcript has 7 exons. Gene Ontology annotation, molecular function: catalytic activity; FAD binding. Gene Ontology annotation, cellular component: mitochondrion.
GGGGACAAAACUCUGGUGGUUUGUUGACAUUUGACUACAGACGGGCCAAUGAAAAAAAAGUUUGUUGACCUGAUGCCUGAUGAUAAGAGCUGGAACUUCGGAGCCUACUUUGUGACCUGGGAUGACCUGAUAAAGAACAUAGGCUUUCCCUUAGAAAAUAGAAAUCUGUCGUGCGGGCUGGCAAGAUGGUUCCUGCACGUUGCCUUUCGUGUCGAAAGCUGUUGCCUUUGAUUUACAGUUACAGAAUUCACAAUAAAAGUAUUUUGGAAAAUGCGAUUCCAAACUCGCGGACGCUCAUCCGAGGACUUUCCAGCAUUUCGUCAACUCCGGUCUUCUCUGAGCGAGCUUAUGUUAAGAAUUUAAGAUUGGCAAAUCUUUCUUUCAUUAAUAGAUCUGGAUACAAAUCGAGACCAAAUUCUCAUCUAUUAGAUCUAUCCUACGUUUCAGGACUUAGUCUUGGCUUCGGUUCCAAAUGCAGUUUGCACACUUCUUCGCGCUCAUGUUCGAGUAAUGUUGCAUUAACAAGUGACCGCUAUCCUAACUUAGAACGAGGGCCUUUUGCUGUUUUAAAUGAACAAGAUAUUGCUUACUUUGAGCAGCUUAUACCUGGGUAUGUGAUCACAGAUCCAGAUGAGCUCCAAGCAUACAACACUGACUGGCUCAAAACUGUCAGAGGUGCAAGUAAAGUUCUCCUGAGACCCAAAAAGACAGAAGAAGUUUCUGCCAUUGUCAAGUAUUGUUAUGAGCGAGGGCUGGCAGUCGUUCCACAAGGGGGCAACACUGGUCUGGUCGGAGGUAGUGUGCCAGUGUUUGACGAGGUUAUCAUCUCCACACAGCUCAUGAACGAGAUCAGAAGUCUGGACCCCAUCUCAGGUACCCUAGUUUGUCAAGCAGGCUGUGUACUUGAGACCUUGAACCAGUACGUUCAAGGUCAUGAUCUUACCAUGCCGUUGGACCUGGGGGCCAAAGGAAGUUGCCAAAUCGGGGGAAAUGUGUCCACCAAUGCUGGAGGUAUUCGUCUGCUCCGCUAUGGCUCUUUGCAUGGCUCUGUGCUGGGUCUGGAGGCGGUUCUUCCUUCUGGAGAGAUAGUAGACUGUCUGACCACACUGCGCAAAGACAACACCGGCUACGAUCUCAAGCAGCUCUUUAUCGGAGCAGAGGGCACCCUGGGCAUCAUAACAGCUGUCAGCAUUCUCUGCCCACAGCAGCCACGAGCGGUGAAUGUCGCUCUUCUAGGCUGUGCCUCUUUCAACGAUGUUGUGAGUGUUUUCAAGUCAAGCAAGUCCCACCUGGGUGAAGUUCUGUCAGCAUUUGAGUUCAUGGACUCCCAUACAAUGCAGCUGAUGAAAGAAAAUCUGCACUUGUCCUGCCCAUUGCCUGAUUUCCCAUUCUACGCCCUAGUGGAAUGCAGCGGCUCCAAUGGCGCACACGAUGAGGAAAAGUUGAUGGGUUUUUUGGAGUACACCCUGGAGACUGGGGAGGCUCUAGACGGCACUGUGGCCACUGACAUGACCAAAAUACAGAACAUCUGGGGUCUGCGAGAGCGUUGCGCUGAGGCCCUGAUGCAUGAUGGGUACAACUACAAGUACGACGUCUCCCUGCCCCUGUCCAACUUCUACCAGCUGGUGGAGGACAUGAGAGAGAGGCUGGAGGGGAACGCCAUACGCGUGGUGGCAUACGGUCAUUUGGGAGAUGGCAACCUUCACCUGAACAUGACCACAGCUAAGUACGAGCCAACCACCAUGGCCCUGAUUGAGCCCUUCAUCUACGACUGGGUGUCUCAACAACGGGGCAGUGUCAGCGCUGAGCAUGGGCUGGGCUUCAAGAAGAGGGAUUUCAUCUACCACAGCAAGUCCCCGGCCGCCGUGCGUCUUAUGGCCACCAUCAAGCGAGCCCUUGACCCCAAAGGCAUCAUGAACCCGUACAAAGUGCUGCCUGCGGGGCUGGAGUAGAGGCACUCACGUUUGUUGGUCUGUUUGUUUGUUUGAGUAAAGAGAAGCACAUCGACAC